Messenger RNA from Besnoitia besnoiti, 173 nucleotides. RefSeq lists its product as uncharacterized. The record is from RefSeq and is a predicted model, not a curated record. NCBI's taxonomy places the organism in Eukaryota, Apicomplexa, Conoidasida, Eucoccidiorida, Sarcocystidae. The annotation marks the transcript as partial. Gene Ontology annotation, cellular component: membrane. Gene Ontology annotation, molecular function: heme binding; cytochrome-c oxidase activity. Gene Ontology annotation, biological process: aerobic respiration. The transcript has a single exon.
UAUUUGUUCCGAGUUUGGUAGUGGUCUUGGUUGGACAAUGUAUCCUCCACUAAGUACUAGCUUGAUGGUGUUAAAUCCAGAGGCAACUGAUUGGAUUAUCGGAGGUCUUGCAGUACUAGGAAUUAGUAGUAUUUUAAGUUCUAUUAACUUCCUUGGUACUUGCGUCUUCAUGG